Messenger RNA from Procambarus clarkii (red swamp crayfish), 10498 nucleotides. NCBI's taxonomy places the organism in Eukaryota, Metazoa, Arthropoda, Malacostraca, Decapoda, Cambaridae. The record is from RefSeq and is a predicted model, not a curated record.
CAUCGUAUAUUUAGUGGAGCGGUGAGGGUGCAGAGUGGUGGUGGGGGCUAGUGAGGGUGUGAGGGUACUGGGGGCGGAAGAGCUCACAAAGCCGGCCAGGGGGCGCCACACCGAGGCAGUAGCAGCAGCCAGGAGUGCCCAAUACCUCACAGUGCCAGCGGGUCUGGCGGUGUGAACGUGUGGUACAUGUGAUGAGUGAACAAGUCCCGCAGGAUGGACCACCACCCGGGACGCCCACCCGGGACCUUACGCCUGAGCCUCUCCCUCAGGAGCAGGAUGCUCAGCAAGAGGAGGACGAGGAGGAGGAGGAGGAGUUGCAAGAUUUGCAAGAUUCACAAGAGUUGCUGCACUCUGGGGGCGCUGAUGGCGGGCUGAGUAUCACUGAUGAUAACGACGACAACAGGAAGAUGUCAGAGGAUUCGAUAAUAUCCGCCAGUCCUCGAGGAUCGCCACUGCUGCGGCCUUCGGGUCGCGGGAAUUACCAAGACUCUGACUCGUGUCCAAGUGUGUCGCCCAGUCCGGAUCCGGACUCCCGCCUCGCCACCUUUGACUUCAACAUGAUUGAGAUGCCGGUGGAGGGCGAGGCAAUAUCCGCCGCCUUACAGACGGAGCGAGAUUUUUUGGACUUCAUGCUGUCACUUCCUCAGGUACAGAAGGAGGGUCCCGGCCGGCCAGUCCACGCACAGAAAGAGAGCCCAGGCCGACUUGCUCAAGUACAAAAAGAGGGCCCUUCACAGAAAGUAAGUCCAGGACAGCUACCGCAGGAAGGGGCCCCACAAUUACGGUCAGAACAUCGGAGUCCGUCACGGCCGCCCGCCACUGUGGGCGGCGUUGUGAACACCAAAGUUGGCCUCGAUCAUCUCGAUAAUCUGUGUCGCAUGAUGGAACAACUUGGUGAACUUCGAGAACAAAAUACUCGCCUUCAACGACGCGUUCACUACCUCGAAGAGCUACAGACCCUUCAAGAAAUGCAUCGCCAUCUUCAGGAAACACUAGAAGCUCGCCGAUCAGGACUGGGAUUAGGUCCAAUCCGUCUGUCGGACUCGGAUUUACAUCUGGACGACGACGGAGACGGCGGCGGAGGAGAAAUGUCCCGUCACGGGUCUGAGGAGAGCUUGCUGCUACUCUCCCACCGUCCGACACACAAAGGUAAGCAACGGUUUGCCCCUACCAUGGUCCGCUCACGGAGUAAGUCAGUGGGCACGGACUUGCUGACUGCCGAUAUUCAGCCCGUGCCCAAAACCAAAGUGUCGGGAUGGAAAAGAGUGAUAGAAGCUUUGAGAUGGGAACGUGCGCUUUUGUUACCCCCUGCGCCUACCCCAGCCACCGCCACCAGUGCCCACCACCCCACGUCCCCCCAACCUACCCCUAGCCCUCAGCCCACCACACUCCAGGACCCGUUCACACGUCCCCAAUCCUCGUCCUCGUCAUCCAGCAUCCUCACGGAGGUGAUGACUGAAGAAGAACUCAACCUCUAUCGUCAGAACUACGACAGCAAUCAGUUGCUGGACCUCCCAGAGUCUGCCUGCCGACGACAUUCCAGCUCCGAGGACGACCGGCGUGCCACCACCCUCGACCGUGACUCCCGGGCGCGACCCCACGACAAGGAAAAGAAAGGCCAUCGCUCAGCAUGGGGCAAGGUAAAGAACAUGAUAAGCACGAGGCGGGACAGUGUAAGAAAGAAGUCUACGUCGUCACACCGCAAGUCAACAGUAGAUCGGCCAGGCCACGAUGCCCACACCGGCGUCACCGUCGAGGUCUCCGCCGCCUCCGACCCAGAGGACUACGAUGUGGACUACGAUGGUGUGCCUGCAGAGGUGGGGGAGGUAGGGGUGUCUGGGGGAGUGGAGGGAAGUGAGGGAGAGUGGGAGACGGGAGGAGUGUGGACAGGACCACGGGAGACGGGAGGGGUGUGGACGGGACCGCAGGAGGAGUCACCUGUCACCACCACAGUCACCAGCCUCGGUGUUCGAAGGGCAAAGCCACAGCUAACUAUCACUGUCCCGUCUAGUGAAGACCUCACUCAUCUGCACGGAGGAGGAGUGGGAGACAGGGCCCGACCGCCUCACAGGUCCCCGGAGCAGCGCCGGAGGAAAAUCUCACCGUCACAGUUGGACCCCGGAGUGCUCUGCUCGCUGCCCAUGACGCCUCCCUCAGCACGCAGACCUUCACACUGGACCAAGGUGAAGAAGGCCUUCCUUACCACGCAGCAGCAACAGCAACACGCCAAGUCCAGCAUCCACCUCACGGCUCUGGGGGGAUCCUCCUCCCUCCCUCCCUCACCCAGCAAGAAGUCAUCCUUUAACUUCGAUGGUCCGCCACAUUUGGGCGUCUUGGCUGAUCUGCAGAAGAGUCUUAGUGGGGAGUUCAGCAGACGUCUGCAGGAGUGGGAGAAGCUGAAGGGCGGGGCAGGGCCGGGCGUGCCCUGUGCCUCGGGCUGCGGCGCCCUCGUCCUGGCACCCGGAGUGGUCGCCACCCACCCUGAAGACCACCUCCCCUACGAGUUCCGCAAGAAGCUUCACGAGUGGGAGAAGAUGAAGGAAAGGGAGAGGGAGAAGGGUAAGGUUGAGGUUCCGCGAGGACAGGAAGAUGUCAAGACCAAGAUUCAUGGCGAGGAUGAUCUUCCUGCAGACUUCAGGAAGAAGCUGACUGAGUGGAAGAUCCGAAAGGCUUUGGUGGGGCAGAGCCAGCACAACGUGGAGGAGCUGCAGAAGAACCUUGGUGAAGAGUUCAAUCGUAAGAUGGCGGAGUGGGAGAGAAUCAAGGCCUCGGCCAGCCACGGACACAUGAAGCCCGCUCCAGGACACCCGCAGGUGAAGGCCUCGGCCUCUGCAGGCAACAUUCAGGUCAAACCUUCUGUCUCUGCGGGUCAGAUCCACAAACCAGGCAGUGUCUUCAGUCAGUCUCAGGUUAAGACCUCGGUCUCAGCGAGUCAAGUUCUAGCCAAGCCCAUGACUGUUGGACCUGGCUCCAGUCCCAGGCUGGACAGGAAGGGAUCAGGUCACAAGAUCAAGAAGAUCAAGUCAGGCAAGACGGACAAGGUGCCCCUGGGUAAAGCUGAGAGCGGACACAAAGGGCGCGACAAGUCUGACAAGGAACUGCAGUGGCUGGAGAAGGAGCUGAACAAGGUGGAGAGGGAGACGCAGAGACUUGAGAGAGAGAAGGAGAAGUUCCUGGAGAGACAAGCCAGACUGGAGAAGAUGCGGCAGGCCAUGGGUCAGGGAGGUCCGGCCAAGAAGAAGGAGAUCUACAUCAAGACGUCGACGGGAGAGUUCCGGUUCGAGGGUAUAAGCCAGACGUUCACCAAGAAGCUGUACGAGUGGGAGGAGCGGCGAGGCAUCCGGCCGGAGUCCUCCACCAUCGCCCUUCUUGACCCCAACUACAAGGCCCCGGAGAAGGAGGUCCAGGAGAAGCCCAAGAGCCCAGAGCUCCUCAGGCUCGUCAGAUCCAAAUCGGAGUCGUCGAUGAAGGCGGAGUUGGUGGCGACGCCGGCGCACUCUCACCCCUCCAGCCUCUCCCUCAACGAGAUGGAGACCGAAGACCCCGGACUCCAGGCGGAGAACAAGGCGGCGAGUGAGCCGACGCUGGCCGCCGACGACCCCAGCAGCACCCCCAAGGUGGCUGUUCUGGUGCAGCUGGAGGAGGUGGUGGACGACAACGCCUCCCUCCUCCACGACCCCGCCACACCCUACGCCCCCGCAGAGAUCACCAGGAACAUCGACUCCUCCGGAAGUGAGGAGGACGUUACCCGGCGCCGACGGGCCGCCGGCGACGACGAUGACGACGACGUGGUGAAGAACCUGCGGCGUUCCGACAGCAGCCGCACCGAGGGCUCCUACCGCUCCCUCCUCCACGAGAACAUGAGCCUCCUCGACAAGCUCCGCCAGCAGGAGGACCUCUGCCGUGCUCUCGAGACGCAGAUGGGAGAUAUCGACUCAAAGAUGGACAACGUGGCCGACCAGCAUCUUAGGACCCUAGGUAGAUGCAGUCUGGUGUCGUCUGUGGGACGCGCCUUCAGGCUGCACAAGGAGCACGAGACAGAAAUUGCCGAGUCUCUGGUGCAGAGAAUACGCGAGCUGCAGGACGCUGGCGCCGAGGUCAACAUCCACACCGUUCCCUGCCAGGCGCACCACCUCGCUCUCCCGCCUGACCACAGCCUGGUGUUGGACGACCACCAUCACGAGGACCUGCACGACCACCACCAGGCCAAGGACGAGGCCGCGCCCUCUGGCUUGGAAAAGGAGACGUUGAAGGACGAACUGAAGAUCGUGGAGGAGGAGGAGGAGGUUGAGCGGCGAGAGAGUCGUCCCCGGGAGCAUCGCAAGGUCAAGAAGGCUCCGCCCAAGAAGGUUCAAAAGCUGCAUAACCUGACGGGCGACCUCCUCUUCCAGGCAAAGCGGCUGGAACAGGCGUUGGUGGCCAAACACGGCCUGGAACGGAGGGGCGGCGGAGGGUCGUCGUCUUCGUACCGCCAGAGGAGCCUGAGAGGGCGGUCGUCCCUGCGUCUGGCGGGCGACCUGGCCGCCUCACCCCAGCGGCGCGGCAAGGACCCUUCCCCGAGGACCUGGGCAUCUAUUGAGGCCAUCGCUGUGCCCGGCGAGUCUUCUCAUAGUUGUGGGAGCUGGGAGGGGAGUGGAGGGCAGCAGGCGGCGGCCAGAGCUGCAGCAGGCGCCCUCGUCUCCAGCAGAAGCUUCAGGGGUCCCUCCUCCGCCACCUACUCCUGCGACCCGCAAGAUCUCCUCGCUAUGAACGCCGAACUCAGCCGCAUGGCCAAGGAACUCCGCGUCGAAAUGAUGAAAAUGUGGAGCUUUAGAGAUUCCACCUCACCAGAGUCGGAGACCUCGGAGCCCCUGUGUGUGCGGGGGGUGGAGGAGGACCCUACGACUGGGAACGAGCGGCUGGUGGCUGAAGCCAACGAGGUGUUCCAGAGUAUUGCCUUGCUCCACCAGGAUGCCUCCCCACCUUCCCCCCACAUCGCUAGGUCACCUUCCUCUCGCUCUCGAAGGUCACCCUCAACCACCUCGCUCUCCAAGCGUCGAGAGUCAGCCGGGUUGGAGGAGAAGCGUUCCCGCCGUCCCGUUGAUGAUAGAGAUCACAGCUCUACCAAUAGCACUCCUUCAAGACGAGACUCCAGUCGUCGUCAGCAACAGCAGCAGUUGGAUGAGGAGCAGCGGCACCAGAAGCAGUCAGAUGUGUUCUUGCCAGCAGCCACCACCUUAGGGGAGCUGCUCAUGCGGUCACAACAAGAACAGGAAGAUGAGGAAGAAGAGGAGGAGGAGGAUGAGGAGGAGGAAGAGAGGACAUGGGAGGGCCCUAGACGGCGGUCCUCUGAUGGGUUGUCCACAGUUACCUCGGGGUCUUCCCGCUCCCACUCUCCCUCGCCCAGUAUUGCCUCCAGUGCCCCUGAGGCAGAGGCAUCUCCGCGAGCAGAAGAGGAGGAGGAGGAGGAGUGUGCCUCCCUGGCGGGGACCUGGAAGACAGCUACCACCUCCACUUCCCGCUCUGCUCAACACAUGCUCUCCUCCAGCUUCGAGUGGGAGGAAGAGGAAUCAGAGGACCGGAAGAGGCAAAAAGACAGAUGGAAGGCCGUAGAAGAGGAACAGGAGGAGGAGACAGAGAAGAAACUCAAAGGAAAAUGGAAAACCGUUGCAGAUGGAGGAGGAGGAAUUGAGGAACAGAAGUCAAGAGGCAACUGGAAGGCAGUAGUAGAUGAGGAAGGAGUAGAAGAGAAGAAACCAAGGGGAAGGUGGAAAGCAAUAGUAGAUGACGAAGAGGAAGUAGAAGAGAAGAAACCAAAGGGAAGAUGGAAAGCAACAGUAGAUAAAGAGGAGGAAGUAGAAGAGAAGAAACCAAUAGGAAGGUGGAAAGCAAUAGUAGAUGAAGAAGAGGAAGUAGAAGAGAAGAAACCAAAGGGAAGAUGGAAAGCAAUAGUAGACGAAAAGGAAGAAGAAGAAGAAGAAGAAGAGAAGAAACCAAAGGGAAGAUGGAAAGCUGUAGUAAAUGAAGAAGAGAAAGUAGAAAAGAAACCAAUAGGAAGAUGGAAAGCAAUAGUAGAUGAAGAGGAAGAAGAAGAAGAGAAGAAACCAAUAGAAAGAUGGAAAGCAAUAGUAGAUGAAGAAGAUGAAGUAGAAGAGAAGAAACCAUUAGGAAGAUGGAAAGCUGUAAUAGAUGAAGAAGUAAUAGAAGAAAAGAAGCAAAGAGGAAGGUGGAACGCAGUGGUAGAUGAAGAAGGAAAGGAAGAGAAGAAACGUAGAGGCAGAUGGGAGGCAGCUACACAAGACAAAGAAGUGGAAAAUAAACAGGUAAAAGGCAGCAUGAAGGCAGAAGAAAAUGAAAAAGAACCAAUAGACUGCUGGAGGGAAGUAGUGGAUGAGGAAGGCAGCAAGAAGAAGAAUCGAAAAGGCAGAUGGGAAGUGAUAGCCGAAGAAAAACACGAAAAAGAAAGAGAUCAAAAGAAAUCCAAUAGAAAAUGGAAGGCAGUUAUGGACGAGAAUGAGAAGACGGGAAUGACAUCGCGGGCAGGCGGAGCACUCCAGACGGAGGUGACGUCAGGGGCAGUGUGCGAGGGUGACGGGGCCCUCCAGACGGAGGUGACGGUGACGGGGGCGCGACAGCCUGCCAGGCAGCUGAGGACACGACGCAUCUCAGACACACAGGUGGAGUACGAGAAUUAUGGACAAAACAACAGGGACGAGUGUUUCGCCUACACUUUCAGCAGGACCGUGUAUGAUGACGAGGCGCUGACUGCUGGCAGACUCAGUCGCAACCCUUCUGUGCGAAGGGCCAACUCCCGGGACGCCGACGACGCUUCAUGGCGGAGGCUCAGGGCACUACCCUCCAUGACAGAUGACUCGUCACGUACAGACAGGUCUCCUGAUGUCUUUGUGCCUACUAAACGAACCAUUUUUACCGUAUAUGGUGAAGUCCAUAACCCCGAGCAGGCACGAGCAACACCCACUUUUGUCGACAGUCAGGAUGAUGAGCAAGAGGCGGGCACGGUGUCUUGGCGCAGAAGUCACAGCCAACCCAUUUCUCCAACUGAAAAUAACAGCACUCCAACCACUCCUUUGCAAAAGAGAAGAAACAGUUCCAAACGUCCUAGUCGCCACUGUGGCAAGGCUAAUGUGGUUAAAACAGGUAUAAAAGAAAUUGGAAGAGCUAAAUCAGAAAAUGGGGCAAUUACAAAAUACUCUCAAGCCCAAACGUCUGAUGCCAUAGUCACUGUUAAGUUAAAAAAUCAAACCGAUAGUUUGCCUAAAGAAGCUGAGAGAGAAGAAACACGCACAGACUUAAAUACAGAUGAAAUGGAAGUAACAGUAGUGGUUCCACACGAUGCUGCAGUGAUAUCUAAUAUCGGCAAAGAGCAAACUUCAGAGGAAAAUUUAUUAAACAGCCAAACCUGUAGGCCUACUUCAGAAGCUUUUAACAUCACUGUCUCCCUUCCAGAACAUCCUCCAUCCCGACAGGUGUCAUCGUCGCCCCUUCCUACCAGCACCGCCAUCACUGCUGCUCUCCUGCACAUGUCACCACCCACAAGUUCACCAAUAGAAUCGAAAAAGAAAGUUCUGGAAGCUGUAAACGAGGGUGUUCCCGCAGUCCGAAAUAUUAUUCAGAAGUUUAAUCAACGCAUCACAGAAAACCAAGAGCUGCUUGGUAGUCCAUUCCGGUCCCCGCCAACCAGUCCUCCACCGUGGCAGUCUCCUCGGACACAAAGGAAAAUAUUGGCGGGACUUUUAGCUAGCCAAAUUAAGCAAGUCGGCGAUUACCCCCAAAGUAAUGUUGUAUUAACACAACCAGAAUCAUCUCGUUCUCUGAUUGUAAGCCCCAUCGGUGGUGUUUUGAAGUCGCUGAGUGCCUCAGUCAUUGCCUCUAAUCCUGAACUUCCACAUCAGGUUCAGCGAUCUGCAAGUGGAUCACUUGUCCAAGAUAGCAAGUCUAAUACAAGUGAGGGUCUUAUUACCACAGGACUUCUUACCCCAUUGAGGCUAAGUAAAUCGAAAGACCCAAUCACAGGUGACGUGUGGAGUGGUUCACCAUCCGCCAGUCCUGCCAUCAGCCCUGUGCCCACUGAUGUUGAUUCAUCUUAUGACUUGGACCUAUCAGUGGACGACACUAACCAGCUCCAGCAUGAUCGCACAACAGCAGCACCUGGAAGUAGAAGCCCUGCAGCUCACCUUCGUGCCCUCAAAAUUAAGAAAGCUAAAGAAGAAUUUCUUGCACGUGGAGCAGCUCCAUUAACAACAGAACAAAGACUCAGUGGCUGUCACGACCCAGUAAAGUUGAGACACAGAAGUGGAACUGAUAGCACAGAGGACAGCUGGCGAGAGUCAGAUGACGUCUACACAGGAGGACCAUCGCCCCUUCCUUCGCCCACUCCAACAGAAGAGAGUUCCCAAGACAGAGAGGAGACACGUGAUAAACCCCCUCGAGCUGCUUCUAGACGGCGUAACAUUCCAAAAAAGGAAUCAUUCCGGAGGCAGAGUGCUGGAUGCUUGCUUGAAGAAUCUGCUUCGCAAAAUCUUUCGUCCCAGGUUGUUAAAUCUGCCUCAUCUGGAGUCCUAGGAAGUGGAAAGAGACAUUCGCGGUAUUCUGUAGAUUCAGAAUCUCCAGAUCGCAGAAAGGUCUCUAACGACCCAGGUACUGAAUCAACCAAGUCAUCAUUAGGAAUAUUCAAAUUAUUUAGGCGCAACAAGAAUAGGGAUAAAAAAGAUAUGCCCUCCGUACAGAGGCUGUGUCGGCAGAGUUUGCUGGUAGAUUUUGCCAACGGAAAAGGCCGCACACAAAGUGCUUCUCCUCAACCGCGCUCAGACUCUCCACUUGUUGCUUUGGAAGAAGUUGAGGGUGAAGAUGCCUCAGAGGCUGGACGCUCCUCCAAGACGCUACCACGAGCAGGUACUGGAGACGUCGCCCCUCUUGCUCCCUCCCGUUCCUGUCCUUCGUCCCCAGUGGCUCCUCAUCGCUCCCGCACCGCCAACUGGCUGGCUCGUGGACGACAGAUUUUCAAGAGUCGCUCUCCUUCGCCAAGCAAGAAGCCACGGUGACACGAAUCUUGUGAUCUGCCUCAUGUAUUAUUACGCAAUAACCUGUAAGACAAUAAUGUUGCACGAAUCUAUAAAUUGCCCUUGCUGCUACGAGGCUUAUUUAUGCCUUGUUAUAAUGUUCAUCCGGUGUAUGCUCAACCUGGUGCAAGAUUCUCUCGAUAUGCACCAUUCAGUGUUGCAACGAGAGAUAGAUAAAUUGUUUUUCAAAGAUAACACUUUAAUAUGUAAUGAGUUUGUGACAUUCUGGAAACCAGAGUUUAAUUAUGAUCACGUGCAAGCUAUUUUUGUUUUCUAUGAAAGUGGUCGUACGGCAGGUCUCUAGCUUCCUUCCUGGUCGCGACGGCCUUCUGCGGUGUGUACAGAGAGCAUUGAUAGUGCAGGCAGGAGAAGGCAACAUUUUUCUAGUCAACAGAGGAAACCGUCCAUAUCUCGAGUCUCUUGGUGACUGUGGGACAGUGUGUCGUUAUCAAGAGAGGAAAAGGUAAUGUCUCCACCUCUAUAUUACGUGUGUAAUAGUGCUGUUACCUACACUUGUAUAGUUCAUGUACAGUUUUCUGCCUCAAGGCAAGGAAAGUCAAUAUGAUGAUGUUGACUUUGUACAAGCAAAUAGAUCGUUAAUGAUAUUUUAACACUUAUUUGAGUAUUAUUAAAGUUGACGUUACGUACGUGCAUAGUGUCUUGAAUUGGACAAGUGGAGUGUGUGGUGCGUUCACUCGGCCAGCAAAGUACAGUGUCAGAAUUAUUCUUAAUUGAAGGUGAUGAAAUUCGGAGCCAAGACGAGAGUAAACGAACACACUACCACACGAUCAUCCCGGUAAACAUACCGACUAAAAUGAACUCUAGUUUGUAUUAUUACGUUUAUCAUUGUUUUGGCUGUUAUUAUUUAUUAUUAUUUAAUAUAUUUUAAUUAUCAUCAUCGUAUUAAGUUUGUCUCAAGUAAAGUAGUUUGUAUGACGACGUUUCUUGCACUGCGUCAGUGGCACUAAUAAAAUAAUGUUGUGAAGAUUAUUAUUAUUGAUCUUGUUUCACAUGACGCUGGUACCGAUCAAUAGAACACCAGAUGGUUUAUCUGCAUGAUGGCAUUGUUUGGGCAUCUUGCACACUUUUAUCAACUAUCUUAGCUAUACACACAAAUGUACUGCUACCUUAUUUUAUGGAAAGAAUUAGAGGGAGAUAUGUAUUUUAGCAUUGUAAAAUGCUAAAACACCGCCUUGAAUUACCUUGGUAAUCCAGAGUAACUUAGUAUCCGCUAAUGUGGUGUUGAGGCCCAUACAUGUGGGUUAAGAGCGUGACUAUAUGCUACACGCAGCCUCCUUCACGACGACACGUGAACGGAAAAAGUUCAGAGGUAUGCCACUAGGCUAGUCCCAUAACUAAGAGGCAUGAGUUACAAGGAAAGGCUACAUGAAAUGCAACUCACGUCGCUGGAAGACAGUAGAGCUCGGGGGAGACAUGAU